Messenger RNA from Armigeres subalbatus, 3840 nucleotides. Its product is annotated as cyclic nucleotide-gated cation channel beta-1. Gene Ontology annotation, cellular component: intracellular cyclic nucleotide activated cation channel complex; plasma membrane. The coding region runs from base 63 to 2945 and encodes 960 amino acids. Gene Ontology annotation, molecular function: intracellularly cAMP-activated cation channel activity; protein-containing complex binding; intracellularly cGMP-activated cation channel activity. The transcript is spliced from 12 exons. Gene Ontology annotation, biological process: monoatomic cation transmembrane transport. The record is from RefSeq and is a predicted model, not a curated record. NCBI's taxonomy places the organism in Eukaryota, Metazoa, Arthropoda, Insecta, Diptera, Culicidae.
AGUAGAUGGAUGACUGCUUGAAGACAUAUUAGACUGGUGAUGGUUGGAAGACAGUGGGACAGAUGAAGUGGUGGAACCGUUCGUGCAAAGCAGAGUGUGGUGUCGACCUUGACACAUUCGACAACUGGAAGAUGAUGAGCAAUCUUUGGAUAGUUAGCGCCACAAUGUCAACAGCCAAACGGCUGGUGUUAUCGCUAAGAGGUCGCAAGGAAUCUCAGAGCACCGCGGGAGCAUCCUCCACCCGAUUGGUAUCUUCGGUGAACAGCACCUCACCCGGCCACGAACUCGACGAGAUUGCGGUGGUCUCCGGGGGCGCUGAAUCGAGUCACAUCUCCUACGGCAGCCUCUCGCUCGGUCAAACCAAUGGACCACGCUACAUACCAGAUGAUGAUGGCAAGGCAUGUUUUGACGAUUCGAAACUGUCGCGACAUCACUCGCACUCCCUCAACGGAACGGAUGCAGCCAUAAUGCAUCUGGCCCCUCCGCCCCUCGAAGCCGUUGGGUCCGACUUCAAUACCAUUCAAACGUCCUCGGAACACAACCGAAACUCUGUGAGCCGUUCAAGUCUCAUGGAUAUCGUUAGUGCCAAGCUCGGCAUGACUGGUCCCCAGCUGGGCCAGAGCAUCUCGCAGCAAGGAUUCUUCUCGUCACGUGAUAGCCUGGCGGCAUCGGCUGCGUCCCGGCCACUGCAUUCCCAUGUAUCCGCCACCACCUCGGAGAUGGACUUGUCCCGCAAGGACCGGAAGCGGGAGCGUAGCAAGCUGAAAUCAAGCGACCAGCCCUUGCUGGGGUCCUGGAGCCGCAGUGGGCCGCGGGAGUCCGCUGCGCACACCACUGCAUCUGCUGCGGCGGCGGCGGCAGCAACCAGAGCCUCCAGUAACCACCUGGCAGCGCCCUGCGGGACCGGAAGCACCUGCAACGGGGCCGAUCGAUAUACGUUCGGUCGCCGUUCCGGCUGUUCGACCUCGUCCCGCAAGUCCAACGGCCGGCGCUGGUCGUUCGUGUUCGACCCGGCCGGUCGACUCUGCUACUACUGGUCCAUGGUGGUGUCGAUGGCGUUCCUGUACAACUUUUGGGUCAUCAUCUACCGGUUCGCCUUCCAGGAAAUCAACGGCGAAUCUAUCGUGCUGUGGUUUUGUCUGGACUACUUCUCGGAUUUUUUAUACCUCGUAGAUAUUCUGUUCCACUUUCGUACGGGUUACCUCGAGGACGGCGUGCUGCAAACCGACUCGACCAAGCUCCGGCAGCACUACAUGAACUCGACAACGUUCUACAUAGACUGCCUUUGUUUAUUGCCGUUAGAUUUUUUAUACUUAUCGAUAGGAUUCAACUCGAUACUGAGAUCGUUUAGGCUAGUCAAGAUUUAUCGAUUCUGGGCCUUCAUGGAUCGCACCGAGCGACACACGAACUACCCGAACCUGUUCCGUUCGACCUCACUGAUACACUAUCUGUUAGUUAUAUUCCACUGGAACGGUUGUUUAUAUCACAUAAUCUAUAAGAAUAACGGUUUCGGCUCGAAGAACUGGGUGUUCCACGAUUCGGAAACGGCAGACGUGGUGAAGCAGUAUCUGCAGAGCUACUACUGGUGCACACUGGCACUGACCACGAUCGGUGACCUGCCGCGGCCGCGCUCCAAGGCGGAGUACGUGUUUGUGAUAGCGCAGCUGCUGUUCGGCCUGAUGCUGUUUGCGACGGUGCUCGGCCACGUGGCAAAUAUUGUCACCUCGGUCAGUGCUGCCCGCAAGGAGUUUCAAGCCAAGCUCGACGGUGUGAAGACCUACAUGCGCAUGAGACGGGUCCCCAAUCAUCUCCAGGUGAAGGUGAUCAAAUGGUUCGACUAUCUCUGGCUGACGCAAAAGUGUUCAGACGAGGAGAGAGCGGUAUCAUGUCUUCCUGAUAAAUUAAAGGCUGAAAUAGCUAUAAAUGUUCAUUUAGAUACACUUAAGCGAGUAGAAAUUUUUCAAAAUACCGAAGCGGGCUUUCUGUGCGAACUGGUGUUAAAGCUAAGGCCGGUGCUGUUCUCUCCAGGCGAUUUCAUCUGUCGGAAAGGUGAAGUCGGCAAAGAGAUGUACAUAGUCAAUAGAGGAAGACUGCAGGUUGUCGCAGACAACGGAAAAACUGUUAUGGCUUCGCUAAAAGCCGGGUCCUAUUUUGGCGAAAUCAGUAUCCUCAACAUGGGUACGGCAGGGAACCGCCGGACAGCCAGCGUACGGUCGGUGGGCUACAGUGAUCUGUUCGUGCUCAGCAAGAAGGACAUGUGGGACGUGCUGAAGGAGUACCCGGCGGCGCGGGUGCGGCUGGAGGCAAUCGCAGUCAAGCGGCUCGAAAAGUACAAGAAGGCCCCCCUCGAGAAAGUCGCAAUGGGACGCUGCCAGUCGACGCCCGGACUAGUGGAAACGCGGGGCCGGACCACCAUCGAGGACAUGUGGAUAUCUCCGACGACUGCGAUAACGUCCGCUAGCUCGAUGGUUCCUGCAUAUCCACCGCCGGCGGGCAGCCGCAUGACGAGUCCGCGAUCUAGGAGAGGCGAUCUGAUGAGCAACCGGCAACCCCUGUCGCCCGGCUCGGUUAGCCCCAGUGUACAUAGUUCCGAAGAACGGCCUAGAAGUCGAACGACUUCCCAUCAAACUUCCCGACCACAGUCACAGCCCAGCAGGACAGGUCCGCCCUGUGACUCCCUGACCCAUAUCGAAUCGUCCGGUGCGACGCCCCUGCUCGGGUCCCACGAAGCCCUCGAAGGUGAAAUCAAGCGGCUGCGAGAGCGACUCCACACGGUCGAGUCGGAGAAUUUUACCCUGAACGCCAAACUUGCCCAACAGCAGUGGGAGGUGGAACACCGGUUGGCGGAGAUCGAAAUGCAGAUCUGCGGUGCCUCGUCCGCGUCCAGUAUGAGCCAGGAGAACGAAACCGAAGACCUGGAACGGAACCGGGAGAGUAUCAUAUAACACGGAAGCGAGCUGCCUCAAAAAGUUGCCCUGGUGUAUGUGCGAUGUAUGACUUGAAUGGCGUACCAUUGUUCGUUUCUUUUCGUGACGGAGUUGUGCAAAGGUGGAGCACGCUGCAGGUGGAAGGGAAAGCUGAUCGGAUCGGCCGGCGCGGGAAGUUCGUUCUGUUGUUCUUGAGUUAAACUGUCUGGAUUCCUCUAGAAAAUGCACUCGCAAAAGCUGUAGCUACCGGUGCAGACUUCUGCUUGGUUCGAUUUCUGACUAUAAAUAUCUACUAUUGAAUAAAACAAACACACAUUCCGUGACACAGCAUUACGGGUCAUCUUUGACAAAGGCAGCUACUCUAGAGAACCACGGAAGCACGCAGGAAACAAAAUCUUCUUGAAAUCCGAGAAGGUUGCCGUAUUUGUAGAGAAAUAUCGAAAAUGCGAUUCGAACAUCACCAAUACAGUUCUGUUCAGUUAGUAUAACUAGCGUUACCAAUAAUAGUUCGUUGAAUACGAUGAUAGUGUCACUAAAUCGGGUACUAAACGUUGGAGAAGAUAAGUGAGAUUACUGUUAAUGAAAUUAGUCGUGCUCUGUAUGAUAGUCAGGAGAAUUGUCGCGUAAUUCUAGAUUCAAAACGUUCAAGAAAAAAAAUGUUGCUCUUUGUAAAAAAAAAGUAGUAGGAAAGCAGAGCAAGGAACAACAAAAGGAAUCGUAGUACGAGAACAUAUGAAAAUCGUUAUUAUCGAACGGUGUAGAUUUUUUACAUAGCCACUAACAGAUAAGUAAGAAUUGACGACAAAGCGAAUAAACUACUCAUGCAAGCAUAAUUGUUGAGUAUGUUAAGGCAGCAUCGGCAUAGCCUGUUUGAAAUAAAUUUUAUUUAAUGUUAUUAUAUCAAAGGUGCAUA